GCUAUUAAACGAGAAUCACAUGGAUUUACUUUUUUAACACAAAUUUGAUUUUUACUGUUGCCUUUAGGUUUGUUUAUUAAUUAUUUAAUCCUUUCCAAUUCAUCAAGAUGACUGAACAAUUAACUCAAUUUCAAAAAACAGAGCUUAUGGACAAGCUCAAGCAAGAAAUUGCCAUGGAAAAUUUCAAGGAAUUAAUAAGGCAAAUGUCCGAGAAAUGUUACAAAAAAUGUGUUAGUAAACCUGGAACUAGUCUAGAUUCAAGUGAAACUAAAUGCUUAAAUUUUUGUGUGGACCGAUACAUGGAUGCAUGGACAAAUGUAUCUCGUGCGUAUGGUUCUCGGAUACAAAGGGACGCGUGAUAUUAAACAAUGAUCCGAUUAUAUGAACUAGUUUUGCCUAGAAUCCAUUAUAAAAUUGUAACCUAUUGUUGAUCAGAUAUUAUGUCUCUGCUGAUAUAACUUUAGUUUAAUUUUGUAAGUCAAUUUGAUUAGUUGAUGAUAUUAUGCUACAGUUUUUGCGAUACUAUCUCAGGUCAACCAUUUAAAAUAAAGAAAUUAAAUCAUAGUUAAGAGUUUAGCAAUUCAA
Molecule: messenger RNA, 585 nt
Organism: Tetranychus urticae (two-spotted spider mite)
Lineage: Eukaryota; Metazoa; Arthropoda; Arachnida; Trombidiformes; Tetranychidae
Product: mitochondrial import inner membrane translocase subunit Tim13
Source: RefSeq, a predicted model, not a curated record